Messenger RNA from Cylicocyclus nassatus, 231 nucleotides. The record is from the annotation of a GenBank genome assembly. Lineage: Eukaryota; Metazoa; Nematoda; Chromadorea; Rhabditida; Strongylidae.
AUGCUUCUUCUCAUCUCUCAGAAUGGAAUGCCUGCUGACAGCAUUGAGAAAACCUCGAAGCUGUACGUAUACGACAAGAAUAGAAGCUAUUUUGAGCAAUGUUUCCGAGAAGUAAGAGUACUUGGAAGAGGAUUGUUUGGUGAAAUUCUUCCACAUGCCUGCAGAUUUGUUCGUUCACAACUACGAGCUUAUGUUUGGGAGCCCAACAUGUCUCCAGCUACGCGCAGGUGA